AACAGAAUCCAAUACGUCCGCUCUUGGAUUGCCCGUAUAUCUAUCUGCUUCCUCCGGAAAUGACAAAGUCUCGCACUGCGCCAGGUGGCGAUUCCUCGGAAUCUUCUUCAGAUAAGCAUGCCAAAAUCCCUGCGAAAAUCCGUUGGCUUCAUGACAAUCUUCCUUGGCGUCGCUUUAUGAUUGCGGAAGCUGUCACGCUGUUGGGCAUCACAGUUGGGGUCAUCAGCGUUUGCCUCACGAUCCAGCAGGCAUCUAUGGCCCUAACACCUCCAUGCGAAUCAACCACAUGCGAAAGUGCCCUCAGCUUUUCUGCCGUCUCACUUCACAAGAGAAUUCAUCCCUGUGAGAACUUCUACCAGUACGUGUGUGGUAACUGGCCAGAGAGCAAAGGAGCGUCCGUUGCAGAGUCCGUCCUCACGUACAAGGUGGAGAAUUUGGAUAGACUACUCACCAAGAUUAGAGUACCUGUGGAUAAAGGAGUUGACUUAGAUGCUCUGAAGAAGAUGGCGCUCUAUUAUCAGUCUUGCAAGCACGCGUUGAGUGCCCAGGCAUCUGUCAGCGACGGUAUCCAGAGCACGCUGUCGAUGUUGCAGCUAGGGUGGCCAGAUUUCCAAGCGUUCGGGAAUGACCUGGACAAGUCCAUACCCCAUAUUGUUACCAUGUCGCUCGUGUACGGAUUCGAAAUGGGAGUGCGACUUCGUACCGUUAAAGAUGACCUUUUUAUGGAACAGUCGUCUUCUCUGAUGCAAAUGUUGAAGAUCAACGAACGCCUUCUGGAAGACAGUAUCAUUCGGACUGUGCACGCCGGACAAAUUCCCAUGAUUUCGAACGUAGAUCUUGAAAACCUUGUGGAGUUCGACUCGUCACUAGGAACGUUGAGCAAAGGUCGAGGCAACACCUGGAUCGGUCGGUCCACUGCAGACGUCUUCGGCAAAUCCAGGCGGCUGUCCGUGUGGAAAGAUGCUAUCGCCAAAGUCGUGUCGCCCUCCAGCCUGUUCCGUGCAGGGGGUGUCAUAUAUUCCCGAAAUCUCCCUGGCGUAGAAAAUUUCACGCAGGCCUUUAUUGAUCUCAAUCCUUCUACCAAGUCCUUUUGGCUUUACGUGCACACUGUGAUCACAGCAGUAGAAAUACUCACUGUGCAGGCGCGAGCUACGACAACAACAAACAAUGUCUCGUCAAUGGAGGUCUCGUACUGCUACGAAGCUACCAGCGCCCACGACUUCGGCUUUGGUCUAGACGUAUUUGCUUCUUGGUCGUCGGUGGGCUUUAAGGGCUACGCUGAGGUCAUGAAGAUGGUGGAGUUGCACCGUGCGCGAAUGGGAGGCAUCAUACGGCGCACGUUCCAGGACGACCUCGUGGACAUUGGGUUGGGAAUGUUGACAAACGUCCAAGUGGUGUUCCUUCUUGGAGCAGUGGCUGAGGGAAAAGAGCUUGUGGAGCGCAUGUAUAGCGCCACGGUUGUCGGCAAAGAUUUCUACAAGAACAGACUCUCAAUAGCUCAUCCAGCUUCAAAGUUCAUUGAACAGUACUGGAAAUGCUUAGAGAGGGGGGGCACACUCACAUUCUACAGCGAUGACUUCCUGUGUAUAUGGUCUCAAGCCGUCUUUAAACCAAUCUACUACGGCGGAGGGGAGCCGGUAAUUAACUUUCCCACCUUAGGAUUUAUAGUAUCUGUUGCAUUCGUGAAUAACUUUCUCAACACAAUCUAUUACAUGCGGGAGGGUACCAAUCAGGAGGUGUACGAUAGAGUCAUGAGGACACAAGAAUGCCUCGGAAACCAAUACGAAGCUUUAAGCCACGUGCAGAGACUCAACGCGAGCCGCGAAGAAGUCGCGAAAGGUUUAUUGAUCCUUUCUGGAGCUCUGCAGCUAGCCUACGAAACGGUCGAGGCGACUUCGAAGUUCAAGUCAAACUUAGAACGGCAAUUGUUUUUCGUAAGGUUCUGCACAAUGUUUUGUAGCGUCACCCCUACGAAGACGUACGUGGAGAAGUCGUAUUUCGCCUCUGUGGACAUGUGCAAUAUUGUGGUUCGCAACGUGCUACCAUUCUACUUGGCAUUCCAGUGUUUUCCAGAAGAUUACAUGGGGAACACUGAGGUGUGCAGAAUUUUUUAGUGAGUAUUGCUAACAAACUGUGCUAAAAUAGUAAAGCAAUGUUUGCAAUGCA
Ornithodoros turicata is the source of this 2166-nucleotide messenger RNA. RefSeq lists its product as uncharacterized. Gene Ontology annotation, cellular component: plasma membrane. NCBI's taxonomy places the organism in Eukaryota, Metazoa, Arthropoda, Arachnida, Ixodida, Argasidae. The record is from RefSeq and is a predicted model, not a curated record. The coding region runs from base 60 to 2114 and encodes 684 amino acids. The transcript is spliced from 2 exons. Gene Ontology annotation, biological process: protein processing. Gene Ontology annotation, molecular function: metalloendopeptidase activity.